Messenger RNA from Gilbertella persicaria, 1753 nucleotides. RefSeq names its product WD40-repeat-containing domain protein. Gene Ontology annotation, molecular function: protein binding. The record is from RefSeq and is a predicted model, not a curated record. The coding region runs from base 180 to 1517 and encodes 445 amino acids. The transcript has 6 exons. NCBI's taxonomy places the organism in Eukaryota, Fungi, Mucoromycota, Mucoromycetes, Mucorales, Choanephoraceae.
UUUCCUUCUUGUUUUAUUGACCACUUGAGGGGAAGAAAGAUUCUUUUUUUUUUUCUUAUUUCUUUUGCAGCAUAUCAAACUAUAUUUCUUUGUUGUAGAUUCUGUCAAUCUAUAAAAUACGCCAUUAGGCUAUUUUAUUCUAUUGCAUCAACCACUCUAUACCUCAUCACAAUCACAACAUGAACAGUAAUUACGGCAUUCCAAUAGCACCACCGCUUGAAACCACUCAAUACAAUCGAACCCAACGCUCAUCAGCACCUUAUCCUACACCUUAUAUUAAAAGAGAAUACUCAAACCGACCUCAUUCGCCUUGUAAGCGUGUCAUGUAUUACCAUAGUUACAAACCCGAAAUGAAACAAAAUAUGACACCCAAGAAAAGAAUAGAUUUUACACAGAAAUUGCCAGCUGAACUUUGCAUCUAUAUCAUCUCGCUUGUCGAUUUCAAUACAUUGCUUGUGGUGCCUAAAGUAAGCCGCGCAUGGGCCAACUUGUUUUAUGUGGACGAAUUAUGGAAACUGCGCAUGAUAGAAAGCAAUUGGCGGCUCAAAAUUCCACCCACGAUUGACUAUCUGACAGAAGAAGAACAAAGCUGGUAUUAUUGGUUUAAGCAGCGCUACCAACUUGAGAAACGCUGGCAGAUUGGUAAAGUGGCUUCUCAUUACUUAAUUGGUCAUCUAGAUAGUGUUUAUUGCUUACAGUUUGACGAUGAAAAGAUUGUGACUGGAAGUCGAGAUCGUACUAUCAAGAUAUGGGAUUUACACCAAUACCAGUGCACAGAUACACUGGAAGGCCAUCAAGGCAGUGUUCUUUGCUUGAAAUAUAAUGAUGAGGUGAUCGUGUCUGGUUCUUCUGAUCAUACUGUUAUCAUUUGGAGUAUGAGAACAAAACGUAUCAGGGGUAGACUUCAUGGUCAUUCUUCUGGUGUAUCUGAUGUCUCAUUUGAUCAUCGUUAUAUUAUUAGCUCAUCAAAAGACGCUUCUGUUCGUAUUUGGAGUAGCAGUACCUUCCAACCCAUUCGCAUGAUUAUGGGUCACCAUGGUCCUGUCAAUGCUAUUCAGUUCAAGGGUGAUUACCUCGUUUCGGCCUCAAGUGACGCAGUCAUUAAACUUUGGGAGGUAUCUACAGGCAACUUGAUUCGUGAAUUUGCUGGUCAUAAACAUGGUUUAGCUUGCGUCGAAUUUGAUGGUAAAAGAAUCGUGAGCGGAUCCAACGAUCAUACAAUUCGUGUUUGGGAUGCGGAGACAGGUUUAUGCACCAUGGUCUUUGAAGGACAUUCAGGGCUUGUUCGAACACUUCGUUUUGAUGGCGAAAAGAUCGUAAGCGCUAGUUAUGAUCAGAGUAUUCGUGUUUGGGAUACAAAUUCAGGAGCCUGUCUUUUGAAUUUCCAAAGUGGGCAUUCAAGCUGGAUCUUUGACGUUCAUUUUGAUAAGAAGCGUAUUAUAAGUGCCAGUCAAGAUAGAAAAAUACUCAUCAUGGACUUUGCUCACGAAUUGAAUACAAAGUGCCUUGAUUUAUAACUCAAGAUUCUGGCCUCUAAAAAAAAGAUCUCGACCUUUCGUAUCAUUUCCCUUUCUGUACAGUUUUACCUUUUUUCUUUGCACCCAUAUUGUUCUUAGUAAUUCUUAUAAUUUCACAUAUAUAUACACAUACACACACAGCAUUUAUAUAUAAUAUAUACGUAAUGACACAUCCAUUGUUAUAAAUAUCCCCUCCAUUUGCAUUUUUAUAUAAAUCGCAUUUCUUUUAAAAAAGG